This is a messenger RNA of Armigeres subalbatus, 1437 nucleotides long. RefSeq lists its product as uncharacterized. NCBI's taxonomy places the organism in Eukaryota, Metazoa, Arthropoda, Insecta, Diptera, Culicidae. Bases 13 to 1437 code for a protein of 474 amino acids. The transcript has 5 exons. The record is from RefSeq and is a predicted model, not a curated record.
CACAGAAUCAAGAUGGCAGCCAGUGCGCAAAACUUGCUAGCGGAUUUAGGAUUCCCCGACGAUUUACUUCAGGUGUUCAGAGAAUGCGGGAUCACUCUGUAUGAGUUGGUAUCCAUAUCGUUCGAAGAUUUUAAAAACAAAUUGGAAUCAACAUCAGUUCAAUGGAAGUAUGAAGUACUUUUCGAUAUUAUUGACGGUUGGAGGAAGCGAAAUAAAUUGUAUGUUGUGCAAACAGCUCCGAAACCGUUGACCGCUAGUGCAUAUUUAGCACCGCUACCUCGAUCCAUACCUGUCACCGGAUCCAUUGUGAUAAACAAAGAAACACCGGAGGAAUUACAGGCCAAGGCGGAAGUUGUUGAUACAUGUUCUCACUCAGCUCAGUCUGCAGUUUGUCUCAGUUAUGUGCCUCCAGUUGCGGCAAGCGACGAGUUCACAGUAGCUGGUGUCUCAGAAGAGCUUGCAGAAUGUUCCAAUUUCUCAUCGGAUUCUUGUUUGAAAGAUAAACAGACGGCAGAAGCUCCCAAGCUAACAUCUGCGGAAAACGGCGAAUGUUCAGUGCAGGCUGGUGUUUCAGGAUAUCUCGGUAAACAUUCUCAAUCCCUUCCGCAGGCUACAGUACCUGUCGCUCCUAUUUCUUCGGUGACAGAAUCUGGUACGGAAGACAAGCCGGUGGCAGAGCUAGAUGUAGCAACACAGAGCAGCGUAUUUUCAGCAAGCACUCUUCUUACGCUCUUGGAAGCUACCAUAGAAGGAAAGGAUAUUAUCGAGAAAGCGAAAAUUGGUGAACUUUCAGAACCCAAACAGUUGCAAUUAUCAACAACUAUCGCAAAGUUUCAUCUACAGCAUAAGUCCAGACUCCGAACAGAAGAUUUGGAGACAUACGCCGAAGCUAUCACAAUCUUAUUCAAGUUUGAGAUAAAGGACAAUUAUUACAUCAGCCGAGGCGGCGAUCGUCGCAACCAUGGUGGUAAAAUAGCAAAUAAAAUUGCAAAUCUGAAGCAGAAAAAACGUAAAACCGAAAUUAAAGAGCACGAACACGCCAAAAGUUUGAAAUUGUGUGCUGUUCAUCAACCCCAUGAAGAACCAGAAGCUCAAGAUGCUGUAAACUGGUUAAUUUUGAAUCAGCACCCAUGGGAUUCUGUUUUGCACAAAUGGCCUCUGAGUUUUAAUCACCGGAAACAAUAUUUAAAAUCUGCUAGUCUCGUUGAACGGUUGCUCACUACAUAUUCGCAUUAUAAAUCAGCGCACGGAUAUCAACUAAUCGACAUUGAUUAUCGUCUCCUAGAGGUUGGUGCAACGGAUGGAAUCGAUAAACUGGAUUCGAUUACUCCAGCGAUUGUAACGUACAUUGCUCGAAAGGGAACCGAUCCAUCGGUUGUCAAACUUGUAAAACAUCUAACGGAUAGCAGCACCAACAAAGGUAAGCAAAUAUGGUGA